AUGGCUCCUGUGCAGCGAUUCGAUCACGAUGGCAUUGAGCAACAAGUCAAAGAUGUCAUCCAGGACCUCUACCAGGUAAUGGUGCAGGUUUCUUCGUACGAUUCGGUCGGUAAACCAAGCAAAGAUGUACUCGCAAACGAAAUCCAAACGCUCUCCAAGUCACUGCAAAAAGUCCACACGACCGCCUCGGCGCCCGACUCGCUCCCUUCCGUGCCGCCAGAGCUCCUGGAGUAUGUCGAAAACGGCCGCAAUCCCGACAUCUACACUCGCGAGUUCGUCGAACUCGUGCGCCGCGGCAACCAGCUUAUGCGCGGCAAGACACACGCCUUUGCCGACUUCCGCGACGUGCUUGCUAAGAACAUAUGCAAGGCAAACCCUGAGCUGAGAGAAGACGUUGUUCGCGUUGUCGAAGCGACAGGGGGCAGUAAAGCAGCUCUUGAUGCGUCGCUAAGCGAGCCAUCGGGCGUAGACGAAUCUGCGAAUGCGUCUACAAGCAUUACGUCCACAGCAACAAACCCCAAUCUGCCGCAAUGA
This is a messenger RNA of [Torrubiella] hemipterigena, 534 nucleotides long. The record is from the annotation of a GenBank genome assembly. Lineage: Eukaryota; Fungi; Ascomycota; Sordariomycetes; Hypocreales; Clavicipitaceae.